Lachancea mirantina is the source of this 468-nucleotide messenger RNA. Lineage: Eukaryota; Fungi; Ascomycota; Saccharomycetes; Saccharomycetales; Saccharomycetaceae. The record is from the annotation of a GenBank genome assembly.
AUGACUAAAAUCGGGUUUUUGCCGACUCUAGAAGAUGCUAAUGGGUCACUUUCGCGUGAGCAACUGGACAUUUUGAGACAGCAGGUCCUUUCGGAGGGUGGAGACGAAGCCUCGGUUCAAUCCCGCUUCAAUUACGCCUGGGGAUUAAUUAAAUCAUCGGAGCGCGAUGACCAAAGACUGGGAGUCAAGAUACUCACGGACAUAUACAAGGAGUCUUCGAUGCGUCGGCGGGAAUGUCUGUACUAUUUGACUAUAGGUUGCUAUAAAUUGGGUGAAUACUCGACUGCUAAGCGAUACUCAGACGCUCUUUGCUCCCACGAGCCCCACAAUUUGCAAGCUAGAACUCUGAGAAAUAUGGUUGAGAACAAGAUCCAAAAUGAAAGUAUCAAGGGUAUUGUCAUUGCGAGUGGGGUAGUGGCUGCUGCGGCAACUGUUGCCGGAAUUCUUUUCCGUUCGAAAAGAAAGUAA